AUGGGGCUUGCGCACAGCAAGGCAUUGAUCGCGACACUAGCAUUAGCAACUCACUAUGCGCUUCACCGAAGCGACUGGGAUAACACUUUCCACACUGUCAUUGGAAUCUGGGCCGUCGCCUUCGGAGGCAUUGCGACUUUCGAAUAUGUUGCUGAUGGACGCACCAAAAGUCUUGGUGUCGCAGUCCAGCUUGCGGCAAGGACAGCGACAUUCUAUUUCGCCAUCUUGAUUGCUAGCAUAUUACUGCAUAGGGGAUUUUUCCAUCGCUUGCGGAAGUUCCCUGGCCCCUUCUUCGCCCGGUUCUCAAAGUCAUACGGUAUCUCGGUCGGGGUACUUUCGACCAACUUUCAGUAUUUCAAAUGGCUCGACUCUUUACCCCGGCAGUACGGAGAAGACGUCAUUCGUACUGGUCCUAGAGAAGUCACAGUCUACUGCGCUGACGCCGUUCCUCUGAUCCACGGAGCUACUUCGAAGUGCAGCAAGAACACUAUAUACGACACUAUUUCUGAAGUUGCCGGCCGUUCUCUCCAUUUCACAACUAACAAAGACGAACAUCGACAGAGGCGCAAGAUGUGGGAUCGUGCAUUCAACGCGAAUGCUCUUCGCGAAUACGAGCCGCGCUUGAACCGCCAUGCUCUUGCUCUCAUAUCCAAGCUCAAAGAGCAAGCUACACGAUCUUCAGUGCGAAUUACAGACUGGGUCAACUUCUACAGCUUUGACGUUAUGGGAGAUGUUGGCUUCAACCGCAGCUUUGAUAUGGUGGAGAAGGGUAAAGAAGACCCUGUCAUCAAGCUAUUACACGAAAGCCAGGCGCCCAUAAGUAUCUUUGCACACAUCGCUUGGGCCAUGCGGCUCAUAGCAUUGACACCCGUCGGUUCUGGACCCCUCUUUGAGCAUAUAGCCUGGAGCGCAAAGGUUCUCGAAGAACGGAAAAAGGAUUCGCCCAAAGAGAAGGACGUGUUCUCUUCUCUGCUGAACCCAAAUAAUGACCGGAUAACGCCUGAGAUGAACUCCGAUUCGCGGCUUCUGAUCAUAGCUGGCAGUGAUACCGUGGCUGCGACUUUAUCAUUUCUCAUGUGCGAGCUGUGCAAGAAUCUAGAGACCCAGGCCAAGCUUCGCAUCGCUAUUGAUGCAAUCGAAGCAAAGAAAGCGCAUCUUGAUGUUGAAGACGUCACCGAAUGUGCUUACCUAGACGGGGUUAUCAACGAGACUUUGCGCCUACAUCCUGCUACCCCUUCCGGCGCGCAGCGCGAGACACCACCUGAAGGAAUCACUCUACCCAACGGCACAUACAUACCCGGUAAAGUCAACGUUUGGAUGCCUUUCUACAGCUUGCAACGCGACCCACGAUACUGGGAAGAGCCGCUGUCCUUCAUGCCAGAGCGAUGGACCGGCGAACGACCUAGUGCUAUCAUUGAGAAGCGUGCCUAUCUACCUUUCUCCAUUGGGCCAUACAACUGCAUUGGACAGAAGCUAGCCAUGAUGGAGCUACGUAGUGUCACUGCCAAUCUUGUUCGAUCAUUCAAGAUCUCUUUUGCCGAGGGUGAGGAUGGCAGUACGAUCGAGAACAAGACCCGGGACUGCUUCACCAUAAAUGUGGGCAAGCUGGAUGUCAGACUCACGCCACGGUACUGA
Molecule: messenger RNA, 1635 nt
Organism: Alternaria rosae
Lineage: Eukaryota; Fungi; Ascomycota; Dothideomycetes; Pleosporales; Pleosporaceae
Product: cytochrome P450
Exons: 6
Coding region: 1-1635 (544 amino acids)
Molecular function (GO): heme binding; oxidoreductase activity, acting on paired donors, with incorporation or reduction of molecular oxygen; iron ion binding
Source: RefSeq, a predicted model, not a curated record